Messenger RNA from Hyposmocoma kahamanoa, 2968 nucleotides. Its product is annotated as neuronal PAS domain-containing protein 4-like. Gene Ontology annotation, biological process: regulation of transcription by RNA polymerase II. The transcript has 11 exons. Gene Ontology annotation, molecular function: DNA-binding transcription factor activity, RNA polymerase II-specific; RNA polymerase II transcription regulatory region sequence-specific DNA binding; protein dimerization activity. The record is from RefSeq and is a predicted model, not a curated record. Bases 1 to 1590 code for a protein of 529 amino acids. Lineage: Eukaryota; Metazoa; Arthropoda; Insecta; Lepidoptera; Cosmopterigidae.
AUGCGCCGCGACCUAAUCAACGCGGAGAUAUCCAAUCUUCGGGACCUGCUCCCAUUACCACCCUCGACGAGACAGAGAUUAUCUCAACUUCAACUCAUGGCUCUUGUGUGCGUGUAUGUGAGGAAAAUAAACUAUUUCCAGCAAGUGUUUAAGAGUCACGACUUCAGCUAUCAGUAUCAAGAACAAGCGACUCCUACACCUAAUAUUGGAUUUUCAAAGGCAAUGAAUGGUUUUAUUAUGAUGAUGACACAAAAUGGAAAACUUUUAUACAUAUCGGAAAACGCAGCUGAAUAUUUAGGGCAUUCGAUGGAAGACCUACUAAUACAUGGUGAUAGUGUAUAUGAUAUAAUAGAUAAACAAGACCACCUGAUGGUUCAAGUUCAGCUUAAUAGAAAUGGUAACGAGACUGAAAAUGUACCAAAGAAUACACAUUUCUUCUGUAGAAUGAACGUAUCAAGAAACGCAAGAAGGCAAAUGAGAUUUGGCGACCAAAAAGUAGUUCUUGUAAGAGGUCAUUACGUGUCGUACCUGCCGUUGUGCAGCCGCAACGAGCCGGUGUUUCUGGCAGUGUGUACGCCGCUCGCCAUGCCCGAGACGCGCGAGUGCGUCGUGCACGGUGCCACCAAUGUCUUCACCACAGUGCACGCCAUGGACAUGAAGAUCCUGCAUAUUGACGCUAACGGCGAAUGGUACCUAGGUUGGAAAAAAACCGAACUUACAGAAGUAUCGUGGUAUCAACUGUUACAUUGGGACAGUUUGCGAGAGGCUCAAAGUAAACACAGACUAAUAACACAAUCAGAACAAGAUAAAUGCUGCAUACUGCUGGUAAAGCUGCAGCAGCGCUCUGGUCAAUUCAUUUGGGUGCACGUGGUACUGCAAGUGAAAGACGCGGCCGACACUCCACGACAAUUCAUCAUUGCCACUAACCAAAUUCUCAGUGAAGAGGAAGCGUCGAUAAUGCUAACCAACUCGUGGUUGUACCAAUACUACGGUUACCAGAACCAGCAGUGCGGAAUAUUGGACCCUCGGUGUCAGAAAUUCUUCCGACGUGAAUCUUACCAAGAGCCGUAUCAAGAACCGUACUCUUACUUAGAGAACCCUGAAGUGGAAUAUGGGUACCAUUUGUCACCAUAUGUCCCGCAGAAGCCUGUCGAAGACUACAACGGAUGUGAAAGGGUGUAUACUGAGAGAGGACCUGUUGACUAUUCCACCCAUUCUCCACAGUCAACGAUUAGCGACGAAAGAUCGCCUCAUCACUACGAUCCGCCUCCGGAGGUGGUUGUCAACAGCAGUAUGUACAUGUAUCCACACCAUGGAAAGAGAGAUUAUUAUGAACAAUUUCCGAGGACACACUAUCAAAUGCAGGAACCUUGUGCUACUGCUACUAUAGAAGGAACGGAAUAUCCGAGUCCAAAACGGAUGCGUGUAGCGCCACCUCCACUAUCGUUAUUGGAAGGAACAGAUGGCAUGGAUCGCUGGAAUCCUAGUCCACCUUGGUCAGACACCACGCUCAAGCUACCAGAGUAUAGUCAGAGGUUCACUUAUGGUCACGUGAUUUCCAUGCCUCCUGAACGCGCCAUGGUCACCUAAAACACAUUUGAUUGAAAUAGUAAAUAGGCACAAUUUUUCACAAGAAAUAACCUGCUUCUGCUCAUAUGUGAGAAACGGCUGCUCGUCACCAACGACGAUCGUGUUAAUGAUGCCAACUUUUAUAUUCAACAUAAUUACGUUUUAUAAAUCUCCCGUAUAAUACCUUACAUUAUAAUGAUUAUUUAUAUGUUCCUUUUACGGUUACACAUUAUGCGUUAAUGAAAAUUGUCAGUCUAUUUUAUAUUCUAAUACAUUCUCAUGAUGUUUUCAUUAAUAAAAAUUAAAUUUAUUUUAAAUUCAAUUAGCAUGAUAAUAAUGUAAAGAAAGUUAAUUAAUAGCUACAGCCGACAAAUAUUUUGCGGUUUAGCUCAGGAACAUUGUUGAAUUUAUCUAUCACUAUUCAUUAUGAAGUCCAUUUUGUAUGUAGUAACUAAGUAGGUAGAAUAGGACAUAUUUUCAUUAGUUGAUGGGCUCGAUUGUGUACUCGCCUAUCUGAACCCGAAAUAAUUUUACAGUCUCUAUUGGUAGAGAAUACUACAUUUUCGUAAUUUCAAAUGCAACUAAAGGUUCAGAAAUAUACAGAACGCAAUCGAUACCAGUGUAUAGAGAUAUUGGUAGUGAUAUAUUUAAGUGUGUAUUUGUAGGUUAUAUUACAUUUGUCAGCAUCAAGUUUGGGACAAAUUUCUUGUCGAACCCCACAGGAGUGAAGACUGACAAGUAACUUCUGACCCUUGAAAAUAGUGGUACUUAAUUACAUUAUUUAUCUAUAUCUGUAGUCUUGACAGUUUUGAGGAACGUAAAAAUAUCGUAUUGUCUCUAGAAAACGUUCCGUAAUUUCUAAGGUGAAGAUGUGACUUGUCGGCCUCUACUUGCAUGCUGACAAAAUGUUGCGUCACGUGAAUGAGCAUUGUUCCGUCCAAAAAUUUGCGUAUUGCAUUCCAAAGGAAGAGUAAUUAUUAUUUUGUAGUUUACAUUUAUUUUACUAUUUUAAACCAUUAUGUAAAUAUUAAUUCCACAUUAAAAUUACAUGACCUAAUGAGCAAGCUUCUAAAGUGGGUGAAGGAAUUCAACACUUUUUGCUCUAUCAUUGUCCAAAAGCUAACUUGGCCAUUUUUACUUGUACACUUAUAGGUAAUUAUACAAUUAGCACAUUAGAGUAUGCAACCUAGUUCAUGAAUUCUAAAUUACCAAACUCGUAUUUAAAUUUGUCAAAGAGUAGCUCAGUGAACUCAGAUUUGACCAUUUUUUACUUUCAUAUAAAACACUCCUUCUACGUCAAGUUUCAUGGUUAGAAGCAACCUAAAAGGAUCGGGUUACCGGUCAGUGAGUGGUAAAAUUAUUAUAGCCACUUACUCGACUUAAUAUCUAAAAAUAUAAU